AUGGCGUCAAGCUACAGCAUCGAAGUUCCCAGCUCGGCCAAGCCGGGCUUCACACCUAUCUACCGCAACGCUGUUUUUCCCGAGGUGCAUAGCACAUCAACGCUCUACGACGUGUUCAACCGCACGCUCGCAAGGAAGCCAGAUUCCCCCUUUGUCGGCUGCAGGCCUUGGGACUUUGCAACGGGCGCACAAGCGAACUCGUUCGAGUGGAUCACCUAUGCACAGGCAGACGAACAGCGCACCGCGCUCGGAAGCGCACUCAGCCAACUCGCAAAGGAGAAAAAGCUCGGUCAGGAGAUCCAUGUGGACAGCAAGGAGUGGUGCAUGUCCUUCUGGGCGCUCAACCGGCCCGAAUUCCAGAUCGUGCACCAGGCUUGCAAUGCCUAUUCUCGCCGCCUUGUCUGCAUUUACGAUUCGUACGACGUGAACAAUGCAGCUUACAUCAUAAAUCACUCCGAGUCACACGUCAUCUUCACCACCUCCAGCCACAUUCAACAAGUGCUGGAGCGCAAAACGGAGCUGCCGCUGCUCAAAGCCAUCGUCAUCCUCGACAAGGAAGCCCCUUCACCGAGCGGAGGCACAGGCGCCAAGCUACCGCGAGGCCAAGUCGGGUUGGAUCGCGUUGCAUUGCAAUGGGCUUCGGAGAAGGGUCUACUCUUCUACCGCUACGACGACUUCCUUUCGUACGGCCGCGAGCAUCUUCAUGCGCAUACGCCUUCGACGGACCCGAACACGGUUGCUAUGUACUGCUACACAUCAGGCACGACAGGGACGCCCAAGGGCGCAAUCAUCACGACCGGUGGCCUGGCAUAUGCAGCCAAGUCGGCGGCGCUCGGCACAAUUGGUCUUGACACGAUGAUUGGCUACCUUCCCAUCGCGCACAUCUUCGAAGUCCUUGCCGAGACGACGGUGAUCGAGUCUGGCGGUCGGGUCGGCUACUUCAGCGGGGAUCCGCUCAAGCUCGUGGAAGACUGCCAGGUGCUCCAACCGACUAUUUUCCCCAGCGUGCCGCGUGUGCUGAACCGCAUCGCAGCACUAAUCCAGGAGCAGAUGGCUGGCGACAGCUUCAAGGCGAAGCUCCUGCGCCGCGCAGUGGAGAGCAAGGUUGCUUACCAUGAUAUGGACGGGAGUGUGACGCACGCAUUCUGGGAUCGACUCAUCUUCAAUAAGGUCAAAAUGAUCCUGGGUGGAAAGGUCGCCAACAUCUGCUCCGGUUCGGCGCCGCUUCGACCAGAGGUGCUCAAGUUGCUCCGGGUGGCGUUCUGUGUGGAUCUGCGCAACGGAUAUGGCCAGACGGAGAAUUCCGUCUGCACUAGCAUGGCACCAAACGACAAGGACACAGCGAGCGUCGGACCGCCAAGUGCAGGCGUGGAAGUCCGCCUGGUAGACUGCCCGCAGCUCAACUACUAUACUACCGACAAACCGUGGCCACGCGGUGAGCUGCUAAUGCGCGGCGGCGUACUCUUCCAGGGCUACUUCAAGGAUGAAGCCAAGACGCGCGAGGCGCUCGAUGAAGAGGGGUGGCUGCAUUCUGGAGAUAUCGCCGCCGUGGACGAGAAGGGCAGGAUCCACAUUGUCGAUCGCGUCAAGAAUGUCCUCAAACUCAGCCAGGGAGAGUACGUUGCCCUCGAGAAUGUCGAGCAGAUGUACACCGGCUUGGAGUUCCUCGCACAGAUUUGGGUGCAUGGCGAUAGCUUGCAAGAUUACCUGAUCGCCGUCGCCGUCCCAGAGCCAGGGGCGUUCGCACGAUACGCGAGCCAUGUGCUUGGCCGCACCGUCAGUUCUUCGCCUUCUGAUCUCGCGUUAGCCUGCGCAGAUCCAAAAGUGGUGACCAGCGUGCUGAGAGACCUGGUGCGCCUCGGCAGGCAGCGCGGCUUGAAUGGCGUUGAGAUGCUCCGCGGUCUGCACCUGACGCCAGAGAUGUUCAGUGUCGAGAACGGGCUCAUCACGCCGACGUUCAAGAUGAAGCGGCCCGAAGCGGCCAAGUAUUUUGAGAAGGAGGUCAAGGCUUUAUACGACAAGGGCGCAGUGGACAUCCGCCCGCUGCUGUAACUUGUUCCUCGCUUUUUAUAACAUCACAUCACAGGACAUUUAAUCUCGCAUCGCAGCACUCGCACGUGUCGCUGUACAUCACGCCAAUAUAACUUAGGUGGUAGGCAAACCUUACGAGCAGGCAAGUUCGAGGAGGCGAAGCCAUCUUCGUUCAGUUGAUAGCUAGUCAAGCAGUCAACGGCUCGGCGCCCAAAAAUGCGACCGCAGCCUGGUGGCCGCAUGAGUUGCGUACCUUAGCGUAUGGUUUGCAGAUGCGCUACGUGUGAAGGGAGGUGGCCGGCGUCCGGGGGGGGAGG
This is a messenger RNA of Tilletiaria anomala UBC 951, 2348 nucleotides long. RefSeq names its product acetyl-CoA synthetase-like protein. The record is from RefSeq and is a predicted model, not a curated record. The coding region runs from base 1 to 2052 and encodes 683 amino acids. NCBI's taxonomy places the organism in Eukaryota, Fungi, Basidiomycota, Exobasidiomycetes, Georgefischeriales, Tilletiariaceae. Gene Ontology annotation, cellular component: membrane; endoplasmic reticulum. Gene Ontology annotation, biological process: long-chain fatty acid metabolic process. Gene Ontology annotation, molecular function: long-chain fatty acid-CoA ligase activity. The transcript is spliced from 4 exons.